Molecule: messenger RNA, 3314 nt
Organism: Arvicanthis niloticus (Nile rat)
Lineage: Eukaryota; Metazoa; Chordata; Mammalia; Rodentia; Muridae
Gene: Mafb
Product: MAF bZIP transcription factor B
Biological process (GO): regulation of myeloid cell differentiation; regulation of transcription by RNA polymerase II
Cellular component (GO): nucleus
Molecular function (GO): RNA polymerase II cis-regulatory region sequence-specific DNA binding; DNA-binding transcription factor activity, RNA polymerase II-specific
Source: RefSeq, a predicted model, not a curated record
GCACCGCCGGGCUGCGAGCGGCUGCAAGCGAGAAAGCCCUAGAGCCAAAGAGCCGGAGAGCGAGCGGCGGGCGCUUUGCCCCGCGCCUCCCCUCUGCCCCUGCGCGCACCUCGCCGACUUCUCUACCCUGCCCCGGCUCGACCUGACUCCUUCCCGGCGCGGUCGCAGCCCCGAGCUCCGGGGCAGCUCAGGCAGCCUCGGGAGGACUCUCCGGCGCGCCGCCGCGUCCCCAGACAAAGGCUUGGCCGGCGGCCCCGGCCCGCUGCGCCCUCGGCUCCCCGCCUCCCCGGCUUGCCGCUCGCUCUUCGCCCCCGCGUUUGGCUCGGUGCGUCCCGGCCGGCCGCAAAGUUUCCCCCGCGGCAGCGGCGGCUGAGCCUCGCUUUUAGCGAUGGCCGCGGAGCUGAGCAUGGGGCCAGAGCUGCCCACCAGCCCGCUGGCCAUGGAGUACGUCAACGACUUCGACCUUCUCAAGUUCGACGUGAAGAAGGAGCCACUGGGGCGUGCGGAGCGUCCCGGCCGGCCAUGCACACGCCUGCAGCCGGCUGGCUCGGUGUCAUCCACCCCGCUCAGCACACCGUGCAGCUCCGUGCCUUCUUCUCCCAGCUUCAGUCCGACCGAACAGAAGACCCAUCUCGAGGACCUGUACUGGAUGGCGAGCAACUACCAGCAGAUGAACCCCGAGGCACUCAACCUGACGCCCGAGGACGCGGUGGAGGCGCUCAUCGGUUCGCACCCAGUGCCCCAACCGCUGCAGAGCUUCGACGGCUUCCGUAGUGCGCACCACCAUCACCACCACCACCACCCUCAUCCGCACCACGGGUACCCAGGAGCCGGUGUGACUCACGAUGAGCUGGGCCCGCACGCUCACCCGCACCAUCACCACCACCACCAAGCGUCGCCCCCGCCGUCCAGCGCUGCCAGUCCGGCGCAACAGCUGCCCACUAGUCACCCGGGGCCGGGACCGCAUGCAGCAGCCGCGGCGACCGCUGCGGGAGGCAACGGUAGUGUGGAGGACCGCUUCUCUGACGACCAGCUGGUGUCCAUGUCCGUGCGUGAGCUGAACCGCCACCUGCGGGGCUUCACCAAGGACGAGGUGAUCCGCCUGAAGCAGAAGCGGCGGACCCUGAAGAACCGGGGCUACGCCCAGUCAUGCAGGUAUAAACGCGUCCAGCAGAAACAUCACCUGGAGAACGAGAAGACGCAGCUCAUUCAGCAGGUGGAGCAGCUUAAGCAGGAGGUGUCCCGGCUGGCCCGCGAGAGAGACGCCUACAAGGUCAAGUGCGAGAAACUCGCCAACUCCGGCUUCAGGGAGGCGGGCUCCACCAGCGACAGCCCCUCCUCUCCUGAGUUCUUUCUGUGAGUCCUGGCGGGUCCCGGCCCCCGCCCUUGCCCUGGCCCAGGCUCCCUAUCCUGUGCCCCUAGCCCUGGACUCCCUGUCCCUGCCAUGGCCCGCCCUUGACCUGUUUGACUCGAGCUAGAGGGAGGAAGGACGCGCGGGUCGCGGGAGCACGGGCGGGUAGAGCACCUUGGCUUAGAAGAGGGCAGCGCAGGGCAGCGCAGCCUCUUAGACUUGGGCAGAGUUAGAGAGACCGGGGCGGGUGGGAGGUCCGGAGUAACUUUUCUCCAAACUGAAAGGCCGCAAGGCAUAUUCUAAGGAGUCGCCAAGGCCGUCUGGACACUUCUGGCUCUGAGAACUUUGUGAGUGCCAGGGCCGCCGCUUUCAGCCCAGGACUCAGUUCGCCCCAGGAAAAGCAGAGGAGAGGAGAGGGACUCUGGAGUCCCCAUGGGCGCGAGGCAAGGCUGAGCUAAGGAAGGAAAAACAGACAGCUCUGUCUGUCCAGAGUAUGGAGAACACUGGCUCUCAGCCGGAGACGCGGGCCUCAGUUAGGACUUUCGGCGCGCGAAGGAAAAAAAAAUCAUCAAUUUUAAUGCCUGCUCGAUUAUAUAGAAAAAUACGAAAAUCUGCAUUAAAAAUAUUAAUCCUGCAUGCUGGACAUGUAUGGUAAUAAUUUCUAUUUUGUACCAUUUUCUUGUUUAACUUUAGCAUGUUGUUGAUCAUGAAUCAUAACCCUCUUGUUUCUUUGGGUGAGAAGGGAUUCAGUUCCUAACUCCUGCAGCUGCGAGCGAGCGAGCGGAGUUUCAGUCGCCGGCCGGCUUGUAAAUUACCCGCGCGGCCAAACCACAUUGAGAAGGUAGCAGCAAGCUGAGUCUUUGUUUGGGUUUAUUAUUAUGGCAUUUUUUUUGUUUGUAAGUAAAAAUAAAAGAAAGCAAAAAGACCCACUAAGCCCAACUUUGUCCGGGGAAUCCUUGCAAUUUGUCUCUUCGCUCCCCUCUUCCUUCCCACUUCAGUUUUGAGUUUUGUUGGCGUUGAGGGAAAGCUAAGGGAGAGACAGCUGCGGAGAUCCACACAGUGCAAGAGUGUGUCCUCUAUCACUGCCUGGUCUUGGGGUCAAAUUGGCACCACCACCCCCCCCCCACACACACACACAGAGAAGAAGAAAAAAAAGACCGGCUUGGGGUCAAAUUGACCCCCCCCCCCCACACACACACACAAACAAGAAGAAAAGAAAGACCGGAUUUGCAUCCUAAGAAGUCAACUUAGGGCUGGUUUGGAAUCCUCCAGAAUGGCGCUAAUUGCAAGCUCCCUCACCCCAGGGCUUAGGGUGAAAAGAUUUCUCCCACCUCUUGCUACGUGUCAAUGAUGAUCUGAGCUCCCAUUGAGCCAAAAGCCAUUCUUAGAAUGUACUAGAAACCCACACAUUGGCAACUAAUGCUGCAGCUCUCAAGUGCGUUCUUGUCCAACGCAUUAUGUGUUUUCUCUGCUGUCCGGAUAGCAGGGAGACUUAUUGAUGGUGUUCAACUCCCUUCCGUUGUACAGUAGUUAUAGGGGAGGUCUGGGUGUUUUUCUUUAUUGUUACUUUCAUUUCUGCGGGUCAGUAAAAGGAUUCAGUUGCACUGACAAAAAAAAAAUACCAAAAUGAAAGCGUACUUUAAAAAAAAUUCCCACCUGAAUUUGCUGGCGCUGCUGGCUGGAUGCUUUUUUUUGUUUGUUUGUUUUUGAGUUUGUAUUAGUUGAUAAAUUUGCAGUAAAUAACAAGAUUGUAUGAACCGCAUGGUGCUUGCAGUUUUAAAUAUUGUGGAUAUUCGUCCUGCAUUGGAAACGAGCUUUGGUUUUUACUGAUUCAACUGUGUUGAAAUCAAACUUGCCGCAACGCAACAGAAAUUGUUUUUAAUUUCAUGUAAAAUAAGGGAUCAAUUUCAACCCCCUGCUUAUGAUAUGAAAAUAUUAAAAUCUAGUCUUAUUGUAGUUUUAA